AUUGGAAAGUUUCCCUUUAAAUGUGAGUAAUCUCCCUUUUGCCAGAACUUAAGAUGGCUGGCUUUGCUUCACACUGAGCCGUGUGACCUGUGAGUCAUGUGGCAGGCAUGUACAGUGGCUGAUGUUGAUACUCCUGCACUUCCUGGUGAAACAAUGAGUGGUUAUAUCAGCGACAGUGACAGAUCAAAGUUCAGAGCAAAAGGAUAUUAGAUCUGAGUCCCCGGCGUCUCCUCUCUGCGGGUGAAAGGGGGAUGGACUACCAGAAGAUAGCGGCUGAUGUGGCACAAAAGAUUUUGUUGUACAGCCAAGACACAACAGGGUGGAAAGUCUCCAAGUCUUCAAAAAAUAUAGUUGUCUCCUGGAAACCAUCGAAGGAAUACUCCGGAAAUAUAGCUCACAUAGGACAUCAUGUGAUUUAUUUUAUUCCCAGGAAUCCAGCACAUUCCAAACUUUCGGUUUUCAUCCAGCCAGAACUAGGGGGUUUGCUUCCUCGUUCACUGGUGGAAUCGGCUCUUCCAAACAACGUGUUCAAUCUCAUCAAGGAUACCAGAGAAGGACUUAAACAACUGUGAAGCAAUGACCAGACAGGGUAGACCUCACAGCGGGUGCAACAAGCAUUGCUUUUCUAGCUCCAGAGAAAUCUGUAUAAGGAGCUGUAUCAAAAUUUGAAAAUUCCUCUUAUUCACAGCAAAUUGUAUCUGUGAGAAACAUAGUGAAAUGUUUCUCAACUCUUUAUUUUACAUCCUCAGGUAAAUAUUUGACAAUUUCCAUAAGGUUCCCAUAAAUCUAAUGGUAAAGCAACUAAUUAUUUUAUAGAAAGACUUCCAUUCAAACGAUGAUGUGAAAAAUUUGAUCUGCUGGACCAGAGUGAUUUUUGUUUACUGGGACGCAUCAUGUGUGUCUAGAAAAUCAAGUUAUAUUUUACCGUUUCUUGAACGGGACAUCAAUAUUUGGAAAUUCAGUAGGAGCUAAAGGCAGCCCAUGUGGAAUUUGAACAUGAUGCUAAACAUACUAUUAUGUGGAGUUACAUAGAAAAUAGUCGAAACGAUCAUUGUGAGCAAAAAGCGGCAAAGAUAUAUACCCAAGGGAACAUAUCGCAUCUUCACACAUACAGCCGAAAUACCUCAAUGUCAGAUAAACAGUUGGACCUCAGCGACGUCAUAUGCACAAAAAUACACUGCUCACCUUCAGUUAGUAGCAGAGCAGAAAGCUACGCAUUCCUGUGUACUGCAGUCAUAUUGCACGGUGUUCAUUUGCACCUAGAGGGCAGAAGAAGGGAUAGGUUGUAGGGUUACCAAAACCAGAUAUGGUGCUUUACCUUUUUUAGGAUUGUAAAGGGAAUGGAAAAUACAAGGCAAUUAUGUAGCAAUGACAUUGCUACACUAUUAAACUGGAUGACAGUCCUUAUUUUAGCCCUACAGUGCGGACAAAGUCAGACGGCUUCAUUAUAGAGACUCAGAACAACCAACAGCAAGAACAUAAGGACUUUAGAUGGUCAUGCAUGUACUGAUAAAAUCCUAGCAUUUGAGGUUCAUGUAUGCUAUCCAACCAAUAUCGAUGUUCUAUGGAUAUCAGUUGGCUUGUCAGUCUAACAGGUUUUGAACGUUCAUGUUCAUAUGAACAAUGUCAACCUGCUUAUGGUACAUCAGCAGCUACUCCUCGGUUCUUGCAUUGAACUGGCUGUCGGCCAGAAUGAAUGAAACAAAUGAAAGUUUGCCUGUUGUACUGUAUCUGCCCAUUCAGACUGCAGGGCAUUUGGUCAUAUAUACUCAACUUAACUGUACGCACAGAACUUGUCCAUAUCACUUCUCUCAACUGGAUACUUUUCGUACGUGUCCCAGUUUUCCCAGACCUCCCAGGCAAGGAAAAUUAACACCAAAAAAUGAAAGUGUUUUAA
Molecule: messenger RNA, 1897 nt
Organism: Xenopus laevis (African clawed frog)
Lineage: Eukaryota; Metazoa; Chordata; Amphibia; Anura; Pipidae
Gene: stard6.S
Product: StAR related lipid transfer domain containing 6 S homeolog
Exons: 4
Coding region: 252-572 (106 amino acids)
Source: RefSeq, a predicted model, not a curated record